Messenger RNA from Macrosteles quadrilineatus (aster leafhopper), 3323 nucleotides. RefSeq names its product ankyrin repeat domain-containing protein 1-like. The transcript is spliced from 7 exons. Bases 1 to 903 code for a protein of 300 amino acids. NCBI's taxonomy places the organism in Eukaryota, Metazoa, Arthropoda, Insecta, Hemiptera, Cicadellidae. The record is from RefSeq and is a predicted model, not a curated record. Gene Ontology annotation, biological process: negative regulation of biosynthetic process. Gene Ontology annotation, molecular function: protein binding.
AUGUCAGAGCAGUAUUAUAUCGCAGUGAAGGCAUCACUACACUCCUCCGACUCUUCUGUCUUUGGUCUCGAGCCAGUCGAGAUAUCCGCACUUUCCAAAAGAUUCCCCAACUCCCAAACCCCUGUGUUCAACGGAGUUCUCAUUAAAGGUAACCCUAUCCAAGUCAUUAACUUGUUGAGUGAGCUGGGAUAUCGCGUCGUCUGCAGCUCCGGUGAGAGCGAGAUUGUCUGGACCCUACGAAGGGACGUUUUGAUUCCGCAAGAUCAGCUGAUAGAAACGCAUUCGCAAACUCGCAGGAGUUUGUCCGCCCGAAUCGCUCCCAACGACAUCGUCAAAAAGCCUGUACGCAACGUCAAAUCUAUGGUCUCACCCCCCUCCAUAAAAUUAAUCACUCCUACGUCGCCCCAAGCUCAGGAGCCUGUGACUGAGCCUCCGUCAGUCCAUGACUCAAGUAAAAAUAUGUGUGAUCACACAAGCUGUAAUCAUCCCCAAGCUGUUACCUCGGUACAGCAGACUUUGGACGAGUUGGAUUUCGAACGUGGCAUUUGGACGGCAGCACUGGAUGGAGACAAGCAGCGUGUCCGUGACCUGUUGAACAAAGGUACCGAAGUUGAUAAGAGAGAUGGCGCAGGAUACACGGCUCUUCACUAUGCGGCGCGCCGGGGAGACACUGAGAUGUGUCGUCUGCUACUCUCAGCUGGUGCAAACAUCAAUGCUGUCACUCGUGCCGGGCAAGCUACUGCACUACAUAGGGCUGCUAUGUCUGGUAGAGUCGAGGUGGUUAAGUUACUGAUUGCUUCUGGUGCUGAUGUUAAACUGAAAGACUCAGAAGGAAGAACAGCUGAAGACAGGGCUCAGGAAUACAACCAACCAGAAGUAUUUAAACUGCUCCAUACCGAGUGAAUGACUACCGUCUACUUUGGGACAUUGUAUAGUUUAUACUACGUUGUGUAUUAUAAAACUCUAACUUUGUUAAUUUUAUGUUACAACUUAAACUUAACAUUAUUUAUUUGCAAUUAGGUGGAAAAACUAGACGAACAUAGAAUGGAUUAUUAUUUUACUAAACUACAGAACAACCCCGCUAAUCCGUCGCCUAUGUACCAGGAUCAUGGUCGGAACAGUAAAAAAGGGCUAUCCAAAGAACAUAUUAAAUGACAAAAUUAAUUUACUUACUGACAUGUAUUGAUCGCACACCACUGCGGGAGUCAAUGAUAAUGCUCUAGUUGCCACGAUCGCAGGAGACGUUCAAUAAUUUGCUCCGAUCUUGGAGGAUAAAUGUCAUGAGUAGAUAACGAUGAUGAUGUUUCUGAUUUUUGCCGCAGGAGAUAAUGAUCGCCACACGACCAUGUCAAAUAGUCAUGAUAUUACCAUGAUAAAGUUGUCACCAAUUGUGAUGGCACGGUCGGAUUAAGCGAGGAGUUGGACUAGCCGAGGUCAGAUUGGUGGGGUUCUAAUGUAGUUUUGUGUUUCAAAUAUCUUGUUUUAAUAGAAUAAUAUCUUAAGUGCUGGAUUUAUUGCUUUUCCUUUUUAAAAUUUAAAAAUUAUGCAUCAAUUAAGACUGCAGUGGUCAGCUAGUCAGUGGUUUUUGGGAUGUGCUAUUUGUGCAUUUAAUCAACAGUAAUUCUUUUUUGGGUGCCCAUUCUACUUUUGUAAAUGGGUUUAAUAUGAAGUUUGCUUGUUGGCUGUACGGGAUUUAUAUAAUUUUAAAAGAAUCAAAAGCAAUACAAAUCACUACUUUUGAGGUAUGUAAUGAGACAAGUAUAAAAACUAUCUGAAUAUAUUACCAAACACUUGCUAAAUUGGUUUAUACUCAAUAUUGCUGGUUAUUAGCAUUCAUUGAGCUAUUUUUAAUCUAAUAAUUUACCAGAUACCAAGACGCAGUGACUUAAACUUAAAUCUUAAACCAUUAUCCAUAUUUCGUCUUAUUAAAACGGGUAAACAUUGCUAAUUUGUAUAGCACUAGAUUAUCUAGUGGAUAAAUCUGACACUCGCCAUUUUAUUAAGUAACCAUUUUUUAGUCUUUGUGAUGUCAGCUCUUGAAUUGACUGCUUCAAGUUAGUUGUAAGGAAUUACAACAUUAUCCUAUUUUUUUAGAAUUUUCAUAUUGACUUUUAAAACCUAAAACAAAUGUGUAUUUACGUGUUUUAGACAAAAUAAUGUCAGAUUCCUUCGUUUAGAGGUUUAAUUUAUUUAUAUACCUGUGGGCCAGACACUACUUUGUUUUGUACUACCUCUAGUUAUCUGAUUUAUUAUUUAAUCAUGUAAAGAUUGUAUUUUAGAUUCCAAGUAAUAACUUCUUAUGAAAAUACAAUUUGUCAAGUUGUAUCUUACAGUCAAAGAUUAUUUUUAUCUACAAGAAAAUCUCUGUUUAAAAUAUUAUAGGAAGGCCCAACUUUCUUUUACAACUUUACAGUAUUUUAGUAUUUUGUUUGAAAAAAAUUUGUUAUUUUUUAUGUUUAGUAAUCAUUAUGUUACAGAUCAUUCUGCUAUGCAUUUUAUAAACUAGUUAUCUAGUAUAGGUUCGUCAAAAGAACGAGCAAACAUCAAAGUGUUUGUGGUAUUUUAUCAAAACUAUAAUAAAAAUGUGGCAAGCAAUGAGAAUUUACAUUAAUAUUAAUAAUGUUAUUUUAGCAAGUAAAAAUCCUUAGUUAUUAUACAUUUUCUCUUUACUAAAGCAUCCUUUUGACUAACCUAUACAUCUUAGUACCACGAGCUAGGAGGAUGAAUAUCUAGAAGAUAGCACUUCUCUAGAGGAUUUUGUUGGUGCUGGCCAUUUUGUUGUGUACUGGAAAGGUUUCAGAAUUUCCAUACAUAAUUUUAAUCUUGGUCUUGUGUUAACACUGAAUGUAUGAGAAAUGGUAGGCUACACUACCACCUUACCUCUCCUACAAACCCAGGGUUAGAAGUUGUCAAACUCUAAACAAGUGCUACCUCAGAUAUAGUAUCUAGCUCAGUGGUUAGCAUAGUAGAAGUAUUUCAGAAUUAGAGUAGAAUAUUUAAAUAUCUAAAUUUAAAUGGGUAUUAAAUAUGACUGCUUUUAACAGGUUAUAUUUUGAUAAAGAAAUAUAUAUUUUGUGAUUUGAUGAACCUUUUACCCUGACCCGCGAAGGUUCCUUUUUGUACAGAGUUUAUAUCCGUAACACAACACUUUUUCCUAUACAGUUUUAUGAUUAUGUAACCAGUUGAAAUAAUCAAUAGUUUCAUGUCAAUUAACAUUUUAUUUCGGCUCUACAACAUUGUACGCAUAUUCUAAUAUAACAGCAAUAUGUAUGAGAUUACUUGUGUUGCUUUUAUGUAGCAAGAAAUAAAAUCUUCAGUGUCAG